AUGAAAACAAAUAUCAGCGAAAAUUCACCUAAAGUUAAUUCACUUUUUUAAGUAGUCUUGAUGAAUGUGAAUAUCUAAUUAGGAGCCUUGAAUAUUGGGUACGUUCUCUCCUAUUUAACACUUACAAUUGACACACUUUUUGAUAAUUUAGGCAUAACAAAGGAAGAAAGAACAAGUUCAUUGAGUUUAAUAAAUGGAAUUUUGCCUUUAGGAUGUGUUGUUGGUGUAAUAAUUGGAUAUUUUCUCAAAAGAAAAUUUACUAACAAAUAAUGUAUUCAUAUUGCUGAUUUAAUUGGAUUAUCAAGUCUCUUGGCUGUAAUAGCCAACACAAAUGUAGUAAUUGUGUUUCGUUUUUUUCUUGGAGUUGCAAAUGGCAUCUCUAGUUUAAUUAUGCCUGUCUAUGUAAAGUCCUUGUGCCCUGAAAAAUAUUAUUACUAAAUUAGUAUGAUUUUGGGAUAUGGAGUGAAUACAGGCUUGGCAAUUGGACAACUAAUGGGUAUUGGAUAUAUAAAGUAUCAUGGUGAAACUUCGAACUGGUGGAGGGUUGUGUUUGUUUUUCCAGCCAUAAUCUUUAUAAUCAGAUCUUCUGUUAUUUAUUUUUGUUACAAUUAUGACAGCCCAGAGUAAUCAUUGUAAAGAAACGAUGUAGAACACGCAAAAUAAGUUAUUAGAAAAAUUUAUAAGGAAGAAUAUGUAGAGGCUUAAUUAGACAGAUACAGAUAAAUAGCUUAAAACGAGCAGUUAAAAACUUAGAAUUCCUUUUUGCAUAUAUUUUAGAAAAAGAACCUAAUUGGAUUACAAGUUGGUGUGAUAUCAAUGUUUGUGUAAAUUUGGUGUGGCUCAUUUGCUGUGUUUUAUUAUAGUGCAUAAAUUUUUGAGUAAUUAUCAGGUGGAGAUUUGGUAUUGAAGACAAUUUAUACCAUAUGUAUUGGUCUAUUUAGUGCUGCAGCUUAAUUCACUACUAUUCCGAUGUUGCCUCGCCUGGGCCAAAAAUAUAUUUUGAUCAUCGGAUCUGUUUUGAUGGGGGGCAUUAACAUCACCAUAGCAGUUUUAUCGAAUUAUCAAAGUGAUACUAUACUAUUCCUGAUUUUUGUCUUUUUGGUGCUUUUAAUUAUGGUGUUUGCUGCUACAUUGAGUCCAGUGUGUUGGGGGAUUGUACCCUAAUUAAAUGAUAGUGAUGGAACCUUCUUUACUAUGGAUUUGAGAUGGAUAUUCUAAGCCAUUUUAAUAUUCUCCUUCCCCUACAUUGUUUAAGGUGUUAAUAUUUCUGGAGCAUUUUACAUUUUCGGAGGCAUAGAUCUCUUUUAUACUAUUUAUUGUGGAUUUUUUAUUCUUGAUAGCAGAGGGAAAACAGGAGCUUAAAUUUUAGAAAUGUAUUUUGAUAAGUACUCUAAGUUUUUGGUAUUGCCAUAAACAGAAACCAAUCAAUGAAACUAUUAUAUCACAUAAAUUAUUAUAAUAAUUAUUUUUAUA
This is a messenger RNA of Paramecium tetraurelia, 1473 nucleotides long. RefSeq lists its product as uncharacterized. Gene Ontology annotation, cellular component: membrane. The record is from RefSeq and is a predicted model, not a curated record. The transcript has 7 exons. Gene Ontology annotation, molecular function: myo-inositol:proton symporter activity. Gene Ontology annotation, biological process: transmembrane transport. Lineage: Eukaryota; Ciliophora; Oligohymenophorea; Peniculida; Parameciidae.